GUGAUUACAAAGGGAAAACGAAUCCUGUCGCAACACGGAUAUUCUUGGCCGUAUGCCGCAGCACUGCCAAAGGAGGCAUGCCUACGCGACUGCAAGCGGUAAACUUGCGCCGCUUCGGUCCUCAAGUUGAAUGGCUGCUGUACCGGAUUCAAGCAGCAGCAGGUGACUCCGCUGGCCCCCACCCCUCCACAUCGCCCCUAGCAGCCCCCUCCUCCUCCUCCUCCUCCUCCAACAGGGCCCCCUCUUGCCUCCACCAUGUUGCCGACACAGCUUGCAAAGCCGCUAGCACGGCCACUACAGGCCGCACUACAGAACAGCGCCGGGGGGCCGCUGUGCCGCUGCCGGCGGGUCGGACAUGUGUUGGGAGCCCCGCCCAGGGCGCCGUCCAGUCGGACCCGUAUCCGCUGCUGUGCCGCCCUGCGUGCCCGGACACACGCAGGGAACAGCAACAGCAGCAGCGGCACCAGCAGCAGCAGGUGCACUAUUACUACUACCAGCAGCGGUACCAGCACCAGCAGCAGCAGCGCAGCCCCAAUCAGCAGCGGCUGCUGUGGUACUCUCACCACCACCACUACCACCCGCAUGGACACCGAGGUGCUGCAGCAGGAGGCGGAGGAGGCGUAAGAGGUGCUGCUGGGACGGCGACAGGCGGUGUAAUAUUCGUAGGUAGCACGGUGAUUACCGGUAUAGAAGCGAGACGUAGCAGCAGCAGCAGCAGCUCGGGUUGCAGCCAUGAUAAUGGUGGCAACGGUGGAAGCAGCAACGGCAGUAGCAGCAGCAGCGGUAGUGCUGCUGCUGCUGGCGCCCAGUCACCUCCUCCACCUCCUCCUCCUCAGCAAGAGCAGCAGCAGCAGCAGCCCCCCUUGCUGCCUCUGCGUGCGGCUCUGCGGCUGCUCUACAAGCGAGUGCACCCCGACCUCUUCCACCACAUACCCCAGGCCAAGUCCGAGAACGAGCGCUCCUUCAAGUUGCUGCAGGAGUACGUGGCACUGGCGCGGGGAGGUGACCCACGGGUCCCUGCCGCCCGCCUGCCGUACAGGUUCGCCUUCUACAUGCGGGAGACACCGGGGGAGCGCGUGGAGGCGGAGGAGCCCCCAGCCCAGCCCGCCACGCCCCCCCUGCGGCCACCCUUGCGCCCGAGCAGCCCCGCACGUCCUGGCCCGGCCUCAGCCCCAGCCCCAGCCCCAGCCUCAGCCCCAGCCCCAGCCCCAGCCCCAGCCCCAGCCCCAGCCCCAGCCCCAGCCCCAGCCCCAGCCCCAGCCCCAGCCUCACCCGCCGCUACCGCUUCUCCCACUGGCAUCAACGGUGGUGGUGGUGCGGGUGCUGAGGCGCAUGACUGUGCUGCUGGUCCCGCCGGCACCCAUGCGGGGUCGCUGCACCGAGUGGAGGUCACACUGCCGCCGCCGGAGAUCAGCGCUCCGGGCUCCUCCUUCCUGCCCGCAGGCACUCGCAAGGCGCUGUCCAAGCUGCUCGCCGCAUGCGGCAUUCGCACCUCGGGCCAGGAGGAGGGCGAGGGGGGGACGGCGGGAGGGCAGGGGCAGGGGCAGGGCGAGGCGGGGGGGCCGCUGAGCCUGGCUGCCUUCCUGCCGGAUGCGGUGGAGGCCCUGCGGCAGGCAGAGGCGGCCCGCCCCUCGGACCCCGCCAUUCGGGUUGCCAACCUGCGCGGGGCGCUGAGGAUGCAUCGACAGCUGAUGGUGAGCUUCUCCCCCCCGCAGCCGCCCCCCGCAGCCCAGGUGGCCUGCCUGGAGCGGCUGGCGGCGCUGCUGGGCGAGGGCGGGGAGCUGCGGGGGCUGGUGCUGGCGGGGUGCCAUGUGGUGGUGGGGGACAGGCUGGGUUUGGACAGGCUGGGUCAGCUGUGCCUGCCCGCCUCCGAGCCCGACUCCGUGUGGGCGGACUUCCUGGGCGGGGUGGACGUGGAGUUUGCACUGCAGCAGCGGGGGAACGUGCAGGCACUACGCAACCUGGAGUCGCGGGUGGCGGCGGCGGCGGGGUUGGCGCAGAUCUUCACACCGUACGGCAACCUGCUGGAUCCAUCGUACAGAUCCUUCUUGGAGCGGCUGGCGGCGGCGGCGGCCGACAGGGGCCCUAUGGUGGGGGGUGCCGUACGGGAGCUCUCCAUGUGCGUGUCUCCGUGCUCGGAUGCUGCUGAUGCUACAGCUGCAGCAGGCGGCAGCAGCAAGGCCGACAGCAACAGCAGCGGCGGUGGCACUUGCAGGACUGGGGGGCCAGGCGCGGUGGCGGAGCCGGUUUGGUUGGACAGCGGCAGUGCGGGCGUGUUGCAGGUACGGAGUGACGUGGCGGUUGGGGAGUUGUACGACAAGGUGGGCGCGCUGAGCGGCGAAGCGCUGGCGGCGCUGCGGGUGCAGCGGCAGGUGGAGAAGCAGCUGCAGGAGCUGACGACCAAGACGCGACAACGGCUGCGGUUGCGCAGCUUGGCUCGUGACCCACGGGUCGCUCCGGAGCACUUUCGUCGCGCUUGCGGGCUGCUGCUUGACCAGGCCGCCGCGCUGAUGCCGCUGCUGGAGGGCUGCACGCUGCGCAUCGGCUUUGUCAACCGACUGGCACCUGACGGCACCUGCAUUGAGAUCGCGCAUAAUUGUCAGCUGUGAAGGGG
Astrephomene gubernaculifera is the source of this 2614-nucleotide messenger RNA. NCBI's taxonomy places the organism in Eukaryota, Viridiplantae, Chlorophyta, Chlorophyceae, Chlamydomonadales, Astrephomenaceae. The record is from the annotation of a GenBank genome assembly.